UGAUUCCGAAAAUGGAGGCAGUUCAUUUACUGUGAAGUCAACUGAAGUGUGGAGGAAAGCUCCAUCGAAGUGUCCGUUUCUGCGCAUUAUUUCCCUCUCUAACUGAGGUUGCUGCCGGCGACUCGUACUCAAUGGCGUCGAAGUUUCUGACUCUCCGCGCUCCGCUGUCGAUUCCACAACCGGUUACGUGUUCCCGCCAGAAUUUCCCAACCGUCUCUACGAGCAGUUGUUCUACUGUUGAAGAUCCAUCGCUGUGGCGUAGCAAGAAGCAAACGCAGCUCUCGCCUCUGAUUUUCCCUAAAAGUUCUGAUUCGAUUAGAUCCGUGACCGUCAGAUCCAGUUUGACUUUCCCUAUCAUUUCUCCGCAAGAUCAAUGGGGCACUUGGACUGCUCUCUUCGCUACCGGCGCUUUCGGUAUCUGGUCAGAAAAAACGAAGAUUGGGAGUGCGCUGAGUGGUGCCUUAGUGAGUACUUUGGUUGGACUUGCAGCUAGUAAUUUAGGGAUUAUUUCUUGCGAAGCGCCAGCAUAUUCGGUUGUGUUGAAUUUUCUGUUGCCACUGGCAGUCCCACUGCUGUUGUUUAGAGCAGACUUGCGUCGUGUGAUACAAUCUACUGGGGCACUGCUCAUGGCUUUUUUGAUUGGAUCAGUUGCAACAACAAUUGGGACUGUCGUGGCAUUUCUGAUGGUUCCAAUGCGAUCACUUGGUCAGGACAGUUGGAAGAUAGCAGCUGCACUCAUGGGCAGACAUAUUGGUGGAGCUGUCAAUUAUGUUGCCAUUUCAGAAGCUCUUGGUGUUUCUCGAUCAGUUUUAGCUGCAGGUCUAGCUGCAGACAAUGUUAUUUGCGCAGUCUAUUUUACAACAUUGUUUGCACUAGCUUCAAAAAUACCCCCUGAGGAUUCAACAUCUGCAAAUGAUACAGGAAUGAAUGAGCAGCCCGAGCCUGGCAACAAACCUCCUGUGCUACUGACUGCUACCGCCCUUGCUGUAUCCUUUGCUAUCUGCAAGGCUGGCAUUUUCCUCACAAAAUAUUUUGGAAUUCAAGGAGGUAGUCUUCCAGCCAUUACAGCAAUAGUUGUUAUUUUAGCAACUGCAUUUCCAAAGCAGUUUAGUCUCCUUGCACCUGCUGGUGAGACUAUGGCAAUGAUUCUGAUGCAGGUAUUUUUUACAGUGGUGGGAGCAAGCGGGAACAUAGGGAAUGUCAUGAACACAGCUCCCAGUAUUUUCAUGUUUGCUCUGGUCCAGAUUGCGGUCCAUCUUGCUGUGAUCCUGGGACUGGGAAAGCUAUUCCGCUUUGAUCUAAAGCUGUUGCUGAUAGCAUCAAAUGCCAAUGUUGGAGGCCCUACAACAGCCUGCGGAAUGGCCACAGCCAAAGGGUGGAGUUCCUUGGUUGUUCCUGGGAUUCUUGCUGGCAUAUUCGGUAUCGCAAUUGCAACUUUUCUGGGCAUUGUCUUUGGAGUAACAGUCCUUAAAUUCAUGUAAAACUUUACUAUCAUUACUACCAGGACUGGUCUAAUUUUAUGCAAUGAUAGAAGCAUCAUGUUGGGAGCAA
Messenger RNA from Vitis vinifera (wine grape), 1551 nucleotides. RefSeq lists its product as uncharacterized. The record is from RefSeq and is a predicted model, not a curated record. The coding region runs from base 132 to 1481 and encodes 449 amino acids. NCBI's taxonomy places the organism in Eukaryota, Viridiplantae, Streptophyta, Magnoliopsida, Vitales, Vitaceae. The transcript is spliced from 6 exons.